Molecule: messenger RNA, 1101 nt
Organism: Hyaloscypha bicolor E
Lineage: Eukaryota; Fungi; Ascomycota; Leotiomycetes; Helotiales; Hyaloscyphaceae
Exons: 4
Coding region: 1-1101 (366 amino acids)
Molecular function (GO): nucleic acid binding
Source: RefSeq, a predicted model, not a curated record
AUGGGACUCGCAGCGCCCAAGAAGCGAAUGAAAUUGUCCCACGAUCCAAAUAACACAAAAUGGACCAACGACACCGAAUCCUUCGGCCUCAAGAUUAUGACCUCCCAAGGCUGGCAGCCAGGCGACUACCUCGGAGCCAAGAAUGCUGCCCACGCUGAAUUCCACACCGCUGCCAACGCAUCACAUAUCCGAGUCUCCGUCAAGGACGAUAAUCUCGGCCUUGGGGCGAAGAUUGGAAGCGGUGUAGGCCAUGGAGAAUGCACAGGCCUUGAUGCGUUCACAAAUUUACUAGGGCGAUUGAACGGGAAAGACGAGGAAGAAUUGGAGAGAGAGCAGAAAUCGAGGGAAGAUUUGAAGAGGGCGAUUUAUACGGAGCGGAGAUGGGGGAGUAUUCGUUUCGUCCCUGGGGGCUUUCUGAUUGGUGAUAAGAUUCAACACUUGAUUGAUUCGGAGGCGGAGAGGAUACGGAGGCUUGCCGCAGGAAGUAUUGACGACUCAACUGAUUGUUCUUCAUCGAAAUCAGACAAUGAAGCUGCUGUGGUAGAGCCCCAGCCCCGAAAAUCCAAAAAGCGGAAAAUAGAGGUGCUGGAGACCGACGCCGAGGUUGUGGCUAUCAAAGUCAAGAAAUCGAAGAGGAGGCGGAAGUCAUCAACUACUCUUGACGGUGCUGAAGAAGUUGCUGCGGCAAUGGGGGAGGUGAAGAUCUCGAAAAAGAAGUCCAAGAAGGACCGAAAGCAGCGGGUGUCGGAGGAAAGUGAGGACGAUAUCGAGAUCAAGAAGCGGAAGAAGGAAAAGAAAGAGAAGAAAGAGAAGGCAACUUCUGAUGUGGAGAUGGCCGAAAAGGAGUCAAAGAGAAAGAAGAAGUCGAAACGAGACAAGGCCAAAGAGGCUGAGAACGAUGCUGAAUCUGCGGAAUCUACUCAGACUUCGACCAAGGACAGCACCCCUUCAACACCUCUUACAGUCGAGUCUAGUGGUCGCUCUACGCCUAUGAUGCAGGGUAGACACGCCGUUAGAGCACGAAACAUUGCUCAGAAACGGCUGGCGCAUAUGGAUGUGGCGUCAUUGAAUCAGAUCUUCAUGAUCAAAUCACAGUCAUAG